Populus nigra (black poplar) is the source of this 2437-nucleotide messenger RNA. RefSeq names its product dolichyl-diphosphooligosaccharide--protein glycosyltransferase subunit 2-like. Gene Ontology annotation, cellular component: membrane; oligosaccharyltransferase complex. Lineage: Eukaryota; Viridiplantae; Streptophyta; Magnoliopsida; Malpighiales; Salicaceae. The transcript is spliced from 19 exons. The coding region runs from base 199 to 2283 and encodes 694 amino acids. Gene Ontology annotation, biological process: protein N-linked glycosylation. The record is from RefSeq and is a predicted model, not a curated record.
UCUUAACAACAGUCCAGACUACAGUGUGAGAGUGAGUCCAGACUCGAGAAAGGAGAGAAGAGGGCAACGACUUUUAUAGUCAUCGGAUCCGCACACUCGCACUGCGAACGAUUUGCACAUACUUGAAUGUUGAUGACUCUGUAACAUAAUUUAUUUCUGUUAAGUGUUUGCUGCGGUUAUUUAAUUUUAUUGCACAAAAUGGCCGGAAGUCUGGAAGGAUUUCUGGUGCUGAUCGUUGCGGCAUCGAUCUGCUCAUCUUCCUUUGCUUCUUCUAUCUUUCAACCGAUCUCCGAUUGUCAUCGAUCUGCUGCUUUAGAGCUCUUCACGCCGCGCGACGGAUCCUUUUUCAGCUUAGAAGAAACAUACGAGGCACUCAGAACGUUUGAGGUGCUUGGUAUUGAUAACAAGUCUGAUAUCGACACAGCUGCUUGCCAAUCUGUGUUGGAAAUUCUGGGGUCACCAUCUUCUGCGUUGAAGGAUUUAUUCUAUGCCUUAAAAGUCAACGGAAUAUUAAAAUGUGACAUAGAAAAGGAUGUCUUUGAGGGUGUUGCUUCAAGACUACAAGCAACUGUCAGUGGCGCAGGUGCUCUGCUUGAUUUCUACUAUUCAGUUGGAGGUUUAGUAUUUGUCAAGGAUCAAACUUCUAAAGAUGAUCUGUAUCUUGCUGAUGCUGAAGGAGUUUUUGGUUCCAUCAAGGCUCUAAGCCAGAGUGAUGGAAGAUGGCGCUAUAAUUCUAAUAAUCCUGAGUCCAGUACCUUUGCUGCUGGUCUAGCACUUGAAGCACUUUCUGGUGUUGUCUCUUUAUCAUCUUCUGAGAUCGAUCAAUCUCUGAUUGGUACAACUAAAAAUGAUAUAUUGAAGCUAUUUGACAGCAUUGAGAAAUAUGAUGAUGGAGCUUUUUACUUUGAUGAGAAACUGGUUGAUGCACAUGAACAUCAAGGUCCUCUUUCAACCACAUCCUCUGUUGUUAGAGGGUUGACAGCGUUUGCGGCUGUGACUUCAGGAAGCUUGAAUCUACCAAGUGGUUUGGUAUUGGGUCUGGCAAGAUUUUUACUUGGCAUUGGAAUUCCAGGUGAUGCCAAAGACUUGUUCAACCAAAUAGAUUCCUUGGCUUCCCUAGAGAGCAACUCGGUUUCCAUUCCACUGAUUCUAUCACUUCCAGCUACAGUUCUUUCAUUGACUAAGAAGGACGCCCUUAAGGUUAAGGUGAAUACUGUGCUUGGUUCAAAUGCACCUCCUUUGACAGUGAAACUUGUAGGAGUUUUUAGAUCUGGUUCAAAGGACACUUCAUUAAUUGAGGGUCAGGAACUAAAGUUCAACCCUGAAAGCGCAGUCUAUGCCUUGGAUGCUUUGCCAAAGAGUAUUGAUGUUGGAAAAUACACUUUUGUUUUUGAGAUGGUGCUUCAUGAUCCAGACCACUUAAACUUAUAUGCCACUGGAGGCCAAACUCGGAUUCCAAUAUUUGUGACUGGAGCUGUCAAAGUUGACAGUGCAGAAAUCUCAGUGCUUGAUAGUGAUCUUGGGAGCACAGAAACCAAAAAGAUAGAUUUAGCUGGGGAAAAUACUGUAUCAUUAUCUGCAAACCAUCUUCAGAAGCUGCGCCUCUCUUUCCAAUUGUCUACUUCUCUUGGUCAUGCUUUUAAGCCACAUCAGGCAAUUCUUAAGUUGACACAUGAGACUAAGGUUGAGCAUAGUUUUGUGGUGGGGAGCUCUGGAAAACAGUUUGAGAUCAAUCUAGAUUUCCUUGGACUGGUUGAGAAAUUUUUCUAUUUAUCAGGAAAAUAUAAUGUUCAGCUCAGUGUGGGUGAUGCUGCUAUGGAAAAUUCUUUCUUGAAGGCUAUUGGUCACCUUGACCUAGAUCUACCAGAACCACCUGAGAAGGCACCACAGCCACCGCCACAACCUCUUGAUCAGAACUUGAGAUAUGGUCCUAAAGCAGAGAUAACUCACAUUUUCAGGGUUCCUGAAAAGCUUCCACCUAAGGAGCUUUCUCAUGCUUUCUUGGGUCUUACACUUUUUCCAUUACUUGGGUUCUUAGUUGGGUUAUUGCGUUUAGGGGUGAACCUGAAGAACUUCCCUUCCUCAUCCGUUCCUGCCAUGUUCGCUGUCCUCUUCCAUCUUGGCAUUGCAGCAGUUUUGUUGCUCUACGCACUUUUCUGGCUGAAGUGGGAUCUUUUCACAACACUGAAAGCUCUUGGUUUCUUGGGAGCUUUCCUGAUGUUUGUUGGGCACAGAAUCCUUUCACACCUGGCCUCUAUAUCAUCCAAGUUGAAAUCUGCCUGAGGACGAGAGUUUGUUGCCAAAGUAACUGGAGACAGGAAAUUUUCCUCGAAGUAAAACAGUUGGACAUUUUGACUCAAUUUUGUAGGGGGUGUAAACUAUCAAUUAUGUUAUACCUGUUAAGAUUUUGGGCACGAAAUGAAAAAGGGUUCAUCUA